UCAAUACAUUUAUGCAGAUGUUUUUUAAAAGGUUAGAUAAAAACUUGUCUGAUUAUUUUAAUUAUUCGAUCAUAGUUUUUAUAUACCUGAAUGGCUUGUACAAAAUACAGAAAAUAAUUUAGCAUUGGAAAAAUCAAGUUAUGUAACUUUACUUGAAGGUAGUCUUAUAGUUUUAUCUACAAUUGUUGCAUUUACACCACAUCUUGCAUUGGAUGAUUUUGAACGUCGUCGAAUUGAACUUAUUAAUACAUUAGCAAUGCAAGAUUGUCAUUAUUCGUAUUUAGAUGAACAUAUAGCUGAACCAAAAGGUAUUUCUAAUACGAAACACGAUAUUCAAUCCAUUCUCGACGAUAUUGCGGAAUAUAUUGUACCAACAAUCGAAAUAACUAAUGGGCCAAAACAAGGAAAAUAUAAAUUAAAAGAUUUAUUCUGGGAAGUUGAUUUUGAUCCACUACAUGUAUUAACACGAAUUAAUCGAAGAGAUAUAUUUGAAACAACUAUGGAAAGAUAUAGAAAAUGUAUAAAAUCAAUGAAUAAAUUUUCAUAUGAAAAAAAUAUUUGGCCACCAUAUCGUUUACAUAAACCAAAAGAUCAAUUUCAAACAAAUAUAAGAUGUAUUCUUCAAAGUCGAUAUUUACAUGGAGUCUUGUUUUCUAUUUGCUAUUGGAUGAUGCAUGAACCAGUUAUUAAUGAAGAUAUUUUAUCAUUAGUUGUGUAUCUAUGUGAAUUAGCUCUUGAUGAUCAAUUACGUCGACUGAAAUAUGGAGAAUUUCUUGAUGGUUAUGUUCCAUCAUCUCUCAAACCACCGGAAUGUCAUAAGAAUUCUACAAAUGAUGAUUCAGCUUCGUUAAAAACAUUAACAUCUCUAGAAGACGAAACUAUUGAUGAACAUCAACAACAAUCAAAUUCAUUUGAAAUUCGUAUUCGUGAAGAAAAUAAUCCAUUAGAACGUGUAAAUCUAAUUGAACAAUGUUACGGUUCUCGUGCAAUUAGAUAUAAUCAACUUUCUCAACAUGAACAAGAAGUACAAAAACAAUGGGAUGAACUUAUUGUGAAAAAAGAUUCAUCGAAUAAAAUGUAA
Molecule: messenger RNA, 1081 nt
Organism: Adineta steineri
Lineage: Eukaryota; Metazoa; Rotifera; Eurotatoria; Adinetida; Adinetidae
Source: the annotation of a GenBank genome assembly